Messenger RNA from Brachypodium distachyon (stiff brome), 988 nucleotides. RefSeq lists its product as uncharacterized. The transcript is spliced from 4 exons. The record is from RefSeq and is a predicted model, not a curated record. NCBI's taxonomy places the organism in Eukaryota, Viridiplantae, Streptophyta, Magnoliopsida, Poales, Poaceae. The coding region runs from base 274 to 672 and encodes 132 amino acids.
CAUCACCGGAACAAACCGGACCCCGUAGCUACCCACACGUACACGAUUCAGCUUCCAAGCCCUGCACGACACUGAGAGACCAAACGGACGGCGCAGGAAUACACGGAAAACGGAAUCCCGCGAGAUAGCAUCAGGGUUCAGGCCGAUCUUCCGUAAUUAGUUCUUCGGCGUAUCUCCGAGACCUCUUCUACGGCCGGCGCAAUCGUACGUGAUCUACACAUUUACGCUGGAUAGAUCUUGGCAGCAGGCCGGCGGCCGGGCAAGCAUACAUACAUGGAGGCGCAGUACGAUCUGUGGUGGGGCUUGCUAGAAGAAGGACGAGCGCCGCCGGCGCCGGCGCCGCCGGUCACGGCGGAGCCCAUCGCCGCCGACAUCGCACCUCGCGCCGCACGACCCAGAUCCAUGGCCAAGCCGGACAACCCUGACUGGGUGCGUGCGACCAGGACGUGCGGCAACGUGGUCGGCAUCGUAUGUCUGGUUUACAUCUUCUUGAUCUUGGUUCCACGCUGUAGAAACAGAGACUAUAUGUUACUCUACUGCGUGUUCGCGGUGGUCUUGUCUCUUGGCUUCCCUACGCUGGCGUAUGUGCUGACGCUGGAUGUUGAUUGUGUCGACCGUCCUCUCAUCAAGAAAACAUAUCUUUUCACUCGGUGUGCAGUCGAAUUGCGAUGAUCCAAAGCUAAUUUUAAGGAAUUGCGAAAAGACAUUUUAAGGCUCGUAGGCUAUUAGCCCUAUGAGUUCAAUCAUGUUCUCUUGAGCAACAUGACUAAUUCAGGAGAGAGAGGAAAACCCUGCCAUGGUUAAUCAGAAUGGAUUAAACAGCUCAACGCAACAUACUAGAGCUCGUUGUCUAGCUAGCAGUAUGGCGGCUAAUGUGAUGAUCCCCUGCAACGCUUCUCAUUAGACGAUGUAACUGUAAUUUGGACCGAAUAGAGGUCACUGAUUCCGUCAAAUUAAUGAUUUCACCCGUCUCUGCUUCCAUCUGAUC